Messenger RNA from Hypanus sabinus (Atlantic stingray), 1315 nucleotides. RefSeq lists its product as uncharacterized. Gene Ontology annotation, cellular component: membrane. Bases 252 to 920 code for a protein of 222 amino acids. Gene Ontology annotation, molecular function: oxidoreductase activity, acting on the CH-CH group of donors. Lineage: Eukaryota; Metazoa; Chordata; Chondrichthyes; Myliobatiformes; Dasyatidae. Gene Ontology annotation, biological process: lipid metabolic process. The transcript is spliced from 6 exons. The record is from RefSeq and is a predicted model, not a curated record.
GUGACAAUUGCAGACCCACUCGUACACUCGCAGUGUGCAGGCUAACUUCCAGUGAAGCCGAGCUGCCGCCUGUAAUACCGCAGUAAAUCCGUGAUGUUUCGAGCAAUAUCCAGGAGCAGGCAGCUGGGAGGACUUCAAGUGGGCUUGCUUCGAUCGUUUGACGUUGUGUUUGAAAAGAUUCAAAUAGUUGAGACCGUUUGAUCUUCUUGACAGCAGGGGAAUCCAAGAAGCAGGCGUCGAACAAGAUUUACAUGGCGAAUAGUGGAUCAGGGACUUUCCUAUUGACUCUCCUGAGUUCCUGGUGGAAUGGCACUAGUUCCUUGGGACAGAAAAUACCUCUGUUUACCACAUGGGGCUUGAGUGUGAGACUGUUCCUGCUCAUAAGGUUGAUAAAAGAAGGUCAGUAUCGAUACUUCACUCAAGUUCAUAACAACCGUAGACGCUUCUUCCCUUACUGGACUAUUGAAGGUAUCUGGAUCUUCUUCACACUCCUCCUAGCAGUCAUUUUAAACCUUCAGAAAGAGGAUACACCUCUUUAUAUCCAAAACGUUGCAGGAUGGAUGAUCUGGGCUUUCGGCUUCAUGGUAGAGGCAAUUGCAGACCAUCAGAGGUGGAAUUUCAAAAGUCAUUCUAUAAAUGCUCAGGACAAAUUCAGUUGCCAUGGGCUCUGGGCUUACAGUCAGCAUCCAAACUACUUGGGUGAAUUGCUUCAGUGGAUUGGCCUGUUCAUCUCUGCUUCUAGUGUUAUGAAUGAAAUAGAGUACAUCGGUGUCUUCUCACUCGUAAUUAUGUGGGUCUUUCAUGCCCAAACAAGUGGAAUUCCUAUUCUGGAAAAGGAAGCCAUGAAAAAGUGGGGACAUGAUCCUGCUUACCUCGAGUAUGUCAAUAAUACACCAUCUGUCUGGCCAUUCAGAUUUUAAUGGAAAUUUCAUUAAUUUAAGACCCACAACUCACCCCACCUCUCAGUUUCUGUUGUAAAUUUGUUCUUUAAGUGACUUUUCAAAGCAAAGGGAGAACUGGAACAUACCAACUGAUCACCCCCAUGCUUUAAGAUUUUUUCUAUUAUUGCAUUGUUUUAUUCUCCUUAGGGGAGGAGCACUGUUGUGAUUGAGAUUACAGUGGAUUGGUGAGAUGCAGCAGUAUUUCUUCUGUUUGAAAACAGUUCUGGAACCAAAAGUUAAUUGAUGUUAAUCGUUUGUUGUCAUUUACUGAAAGAAAAACAUUAACUCAGCAGGGUUUUUUUGCAACAGUUGGAUACAAUUUCUCACCCACAGUGAUAACAUUUAUUCUCUCUUGCAGUUACCGUUACUUGGGG